AUGUAUAAAGAUGUUAUUGUAACAGCCAUGCCAUUUACUAUAAUACAAAUAAAUGAAUUUUUUGUUAUCUCUUCAUCUUUCUUGAUGUCGUAUAAGAUCAGGAAGACGAGGCUCUACAAUCUGUUUUGUAGAUUUGGGAAGAUCAGAGACAUAUACAUCCCAAAUAAGAGGAGCAAGAUAUCGGGUAAAAGAUUUUGCUUUGUCAAAUUUGAAUCAAGAGAAGAGGCGAUGCAUGUUGUAUCUAUGAUAGAUGGAACUUGGGUGUGGGAUCAAAAAUUGGUGGUUGAAGUGGCAAGAUUCAUGAAAAAGAUAGCGAGAGAUCAAGAUAGGAACUCAGAUCGAAGCCAAGGAACUCAACAGAUGCAGUUAAACCAGAGGAAUACUGAAAGAGGUAUUGUUCCUUUUCAGUUAAACCCUAGAAAUCAAAGGAUUAACCAGCAAGCAGAGGGAUUCAAAGGUCAUAACAACCCCAGGAACAAUACAAAUCAGAGCUUCAACACAGCCAUACAUGGCCGUAGCCAUAAUGACCACUCAAAAAAGGAAAGGGGGAAAGAGAUUUGGAGAUGGAAAGACCAAGCAGAAGCGAGUAAACAGGGAGAAGGGAAUCCGAUUCAAGAUAAUCACGGAGUGGUUAAUAGCAUCCAUUUACAACCGGUUGGAAAUGGAUGGCUGGAAAGGAGUGCGGUGGGUAAAAUGAGAAGGCUUAUCUCAGCUCAAGAUUUGGAAGAAGCUUUCAAAAAGGAAGGUGUUGAGGUCCAAAUAAAGCCAAUGGGUGGAAGAUUUCUAAUCUUAACGUUUGCAAAUGGAGUAGUUAGGGAUAAAGUGAUCAAAUUAGAAUGGCCCUUAUUAUGGUUAGAAGAACUCAAGCCAUGGAAUGGAGAAAGUGCUCAAGAGGAAAGAUUUGCAUGGGUCUCCUGUUUCGGUAUGCCUCUCAAUGUAUGGAAUGUACCGUCCUUUAGAAGAAUAGCGAGUAUUUGGGGUCAUUUUAUCGAAGUUGAUGAUAAUACGUUACGAGAAGUUUCCUUUGAGAAAGGUAGAUUUCUUAUUGCUACUGAGAAAUCUUGCAAGAUAGAAGGGAAAGUUCAGUUAAUAGUGGAAGGGAAGAGGUUUAUGGUCAGUGUUGAGGAGGAAGAAUCUUUCAGGAUUGUGUCAUCCAGCAAACAAGUCUCAAGCCCUGGUUCAGAGGUUUCAAAGCCAACUGAGGAAGAUGAUGACGUGGAUAGUACAAGUGAUGACAAGGUAGCCAAUGGGACCAAGAACAACGUAUCAGAAAAGGACAACAGCGCAAUAGAGAGGAAUAAAGGAAUAAAGGAGUAA
Messenger RNA from Rhododendron vialii, 1317 nucleotides. RefSeq lists its product as uncharacterized. NCBI's taxonomy places the organism in Eukaryota, Viridiplantae, Streptophyta, Magnoliopsida, Ericales, Ericaceae. The transcript is spliced from 3 exons. The coding region runs from base 1 to 1317 and encodes 438 amino acids. The record is from RefSeq and is a predicted model, not a curated record. Gene Ontology annotation, molecular function: RNA binding.